AACUACAGGAUGAAAGAAAUCAUCUAUAUGUUAGAUAUUUACACAAGAACACCACCACAUCAAAAUGGAGCUUUCUUUGCAGACUAUCAUUCCUGUUACUUCAUUCUCAAAUGGGAAGGAAUUGAAGUUUAAAGACUACACCAUGUUCUAUAAAAGUUCUUUUGUCUCAUAUCCUGCAAAGCCAAAAGAAACUUUAAUACCACAUGGAUUACCGGAAACAGCUGCUUCUGUUGCAGUUGCCGCCACAGUGGUGGGUGCAGCUGCCACCCUUUUGGCUAGGAGAACCAAGUCUAUAGAGACAGCCCAGUCUGUUCCAACAAGAACUUGUGACGAUUGUGGUGGUUCAGGGAUAUGUCCUGAAUGCAAAGGCGAAGGAUUUGUGCUGAAAAGAAUGUCAGAUGGAAGUGCCGAGAAAGCCAGAUUGAAUGCGAAGAAUAUGGCUACUAGAUACACAGCAGGGCUACCGAAGAAAUGGAGUUACUGCACGAAAUGCUUGUCAGCUCGAUCUUGUAAAUCCUGUGAUGGCAGUGGAAAGUUAAGCUUAUAGUAGAUUUUUGUGCAUAUUCAAACCUCAGAUUUUGUUUGAAUGUUCUUUCCCAGUAAUGCUACUCAGGGAAUAUUCUUAUUGUACUUUCUUGAAUCUUAGUUGACAAUCAUAUCAGUAGAUAAUAUAUAUCGUCUUCAUCUUAA
Erigeron canadensis is the source of this 690-nucleotide messenger RNA. RefSeq lists its product as uncharacterized. The transcript is spliced from 4 exons. NCBI's taxonomy places the organism in Eukaryota, Viridiplantae, Streptophyta, Magnoliopsida, Asterales, Asteraceae. The record is from RefSeq and is a predicted model, not a curated record. The coding region runs from base 65 to 547 and encodes 160 amino acids.